UUACGUCUUUUGUAUGCUUGGGAUACAAAUCUAACCUGUAAUAUAAAAAGCUCAAUGCGUUUUAUACAAAUACUAAAUUGAAACAACCCACGGGGCGCUCAAUGGCAAGACUGUGUCCCAUAUGGUAGCGUUUUAGACGAGAAGAGUGGGCGGGCUAUCCUCGUCCAGGCGAGUUCUGUGAUGUUAGUAACUAAAAGUAUCCGGAAUAAAGGCGUCGUUGUCUUGCAGUAAGAUUUGUCGGAUUUUUUGACUGAAUGGACGUCCUGUUGAAAUACAUGUUUAUAAUAUAAUCAACCUUAUAAGUCUGUCCUGGAGAAGUGAUCUGUACUGUAGACAAGACGAGUUGUUUGUGCUGACUCAGGAUGGCAGAAGCUCAUCAGGCUGUGGCCUUUCAGUUUACUGUGACCCCUGAUGGGAUUGACCUUCAGCUCAGUCAUGAAGCUCUUCGGCAGGUCUAUCUGUCCGGUCUUCAGUCCUGGAAGAAGAGAUUCGUCCUGUUCAAGAAUGGGGUUUUGAAUGGGGUGUACCCAGGAAGCGCUCCGGGGUACAUGCUUGUGAUGGCAGGAUACAUGGGAAGAGCACAUUAUUUAAAAGCGGACCCUUCCCUAGGCCUGCUUUUUAAACUUGGCAAACAUGUUCCAAUUAGUAGGUACAUGUCUAAUCAAACGCAGAUGGUAGUUGGUGGUGUCAUGGUGGGCACGGGUGUGUGGGUUGCCAUCAUAUUUACCAUGAGGAGUGUCCUGAAGGGCCUGUUGUCCUGGCACGGCUGGAUGAACGCCCCCCGUGGCAAAAUGACCUGGAAAAUACAAUUUUGGGUGAUGCUAGUAAAGAUUUUUUCCGGCAUGCAAACACCAAUGCUGUACAGCUUCCAGACUUCACUCCCUCACUUACCUGUGCCCUCUGUGAAGGAUACAAUGAAAAGAUAUCUCGAGUCAGUCCGGCCAUUGCUGAAUGAUGAGGAAUAUGCAAGAAUGGAAGGUCUUGCACUAGACUUUCAGAAGAACCUUGGACCAAAACUUCAGUGGUACCUCAAACUGAAGUCUUGGUGGGCCACCAACUAUGUCAGUGAUUGGUGGGAAGAAUAUAUCUACUUGAGAGGUCGUGGGCCAAUCAUGGUUAACAGCAAUUACUACGCAAUGGACUUUCUGUACGUCUUUCCCACACAUCUGCAAGCAGCAAGAGCUGGAAACUCUAUUCAUGCAAUCAUGCUUUACAGGAGGAAGUUGGACCGGGCCCAAGUUAAGCCGCUUAUGCUUCAAAACACCAUCCCCAUGUGCUCGUCCCAAUAUGAGUGUAUGUUCAACACCAGUCGCAUCCCAGGCAUAGAAACAGACUCUCUGCAGCAUGUGUCUGACAGCAGGCAUGUUGUGGUGUACCACCGAGGCCGUUACUUUAAAGUGGGGCUAUUCUAUGAUGGACGGUUGCUUUUGCCGCGAGAGAUAGAGCAACAGAUGGAGAGAAUCCUGGCCGACACUUCUGAGCCGCAGCCUGGAGAGGAAUCCCUUGCUGCCCUUACUGCUGGAGACAGAGUGCCUUGGGCGUGUGCCCGUAAUGCCUACUUAAGACACGGUAAGAACAAACAGUCUUUGGAUGCUGUGGAGAAGGCCGCUUUCUUUGUUACCCUGGACGAUACAGAGCAGCGCUAUGAUCCUGACGAUCCUGUCAAGUCCCUGGACUGCUAUGCUAAAUCCCUGCUCCACGGGAAAUGUUAUGACAGGUGGUUUGAUAAGUCUUUCAACCUAAUCGUGUUUAAGAAUGGAACAAUGGGCCUUAAUGCAGAACAUAGUUGGGCUGACGCUCCCAUCAUUGGCCACCUUUGGGAGCAUGUGCUCUCGAUGGAACCUGUUAAGCUGGGCUAUGCUGAAGAUGGCCACUGUAAAGGAAAACCUUACCCUAAUCUGCCUGGACCUCAAAGACUUCAAUGGAGUAUCCCACCUGAGUGCCAGACUAUGAUCACCAACUCUCUAUCUGUGGCUGAGGCUUUGGCUGGUGAUGUGGACUCUCACAUCAUUCCCUUCAGUGACUUUGGAAAGGGCCUGAUCAAGAAGUGCAAGACCAGUCCUGAUGCUUUCAUCCAACUGGCACUGCAGCUGGCCCAUUUUAGAGACAAGAAGAAGUUUUGCUUGACUUACGAGGCAUCGAUGACACGUUUAUUCAGAGAAGGACGUACAGAGACCGUGCGGUCCUGCACCGUAGAGUCUUGUGCAUUUGUUCGUGCCAUGGUCAACAACGACAUGAGAGAAGAGAAACUUCGAUUACUGAAGCUGGCUGCUGAAAAACAUCAGCAGAUGUACAGACUGGCAAUGACUGGAAAAGGGAUUGACCGACAUCUCUUCUGCCUCUAUGUAGUGUCUAAAUACCUUGGUCAGGAUUCCCCUUUUCUCCAGGAGGUGUUGUCAGAGCCUUGGAAACUCUCCACCAGUCAAACUCCUCUACAGCAGCUCGAGCUGUUUGACCUAGUGAGACACCCAGAAUAUGUUACAAGCGGAGGAGGCUUUGGACCAGUUGCUGAUGAUGGUUACGGGGUUGCUUAUGUGAUUGUCGGAGAAAACCUUAUCAAUUUCCACAUCUCUUCCAAGCAUUCCAGCCCAGAGACAGACUCUCAUCGCUUUGGAAACAAUAUCAGACAAGCAAUGGUUGAUAUGCUGAAUCUUUUUCAGCUUGACACAAAAGACCCAAAGUGAUUUAUUGGUGAAAUAAAAAAUAUACUUUUAAACUUUCACCUUAAUUAUAUAUCAUCACUGUUGAGAGAAAUUUGAAAUGUUUUUAUUAAAUUUUUUUCUUGUGUUGUCUUGUUUGUUUGCAUGUGUGUGUGAGAUGCUGCAUAUGAAGGAGAGAAAUAGGGAGGAAGUGUGAGUUUCUAAGAGGAAUCUCAUUCUGUGAUGUUAUGUGUUGGUGCCUUAACAUGUGUCUUCACUAGACAGUUUAAUACAGGUGUUUUGACGUGAAAGAUUAGCCUCAUUUGACAGAUUUUAUAUUGUUGGUAUUGUGUUAAAGCAUUGUACAUUAAGUUUGAAUGUUGGGGAAUGUCUCCCUGACCUCAGAAAUAGAAUCUCUUAAUGCUUAUAUAAGGCCUUUUGUACAUUUAUUUCCAUUUGAUUAUGUGAGAAAGUUAUUUUGCUUUCAUUGUGUAUGUUUCAUUUUAAAUUAUUACAUUAUUUUGGAAAAUGUUAAAAAAUGAUCUUAGUUGCAGGAAGUAUGCAUGUUAUCUAUUAGACUUAAUUAUUUUGUGCUUUAAUAAGUUUAAUGACACCAUUGCCAACACCGUGGCCGUGCUAGUUUUCUGAAUUACCAAUUCAGAAUGAGCAUAUUAAACAGAUGAAUGUUAAAUGCAAAUGAAUGUAAACGGUUUUCCCAAUUCUUUAGAUCUAAUGGCUGGAAUAGACGACCAAUCUGAACAGAUUUUUUUUUAACUAGACAUCAUACACUUGCAGACUUGUUGAAUGUUUCAGAUAGAAACGCACUAACUUAUCAAAUCUGCAGACUGGCACAGACUUUCUGCAACAAGUUCAGUCUGAAAAUGUGGGCAAAAUCUGAGCAAAAGUCUAGUAAUGUAUUUUAGCCUUAAAGGCGGGGUGUCAGAUUUCUCUCAGCCGUUGUUGAUGUUCAAAUCAACAAAACAGAUACACCCCUAUCCCCAUCUUUCGCUUUCGUCAGCGCUAAUGUCCGUCCUAGCACUGCUGAUUGGCUGCAAAAUUGUUUUGGUACUCGGCCCGACUUUGUCUAAAUAAGCAUAAUUCAGAAAUCGGACACCCCGCCUUUAACUGUAGUUAAAUAUUCUGUUUAUUUAAAAAAAAAAAAUUCCAGACAGUUACAAAACAAGGGUAUCAAGAUAUGUUCAACUAACAGGUUUUUGUGAGUUUAACAUUUAACAGGGACAUUUUGUUAUAGAUCUCUGUCACAAAUAUAAGUUUUGGUCUUGUGUUUUAGGUAGCCCUUAACAAUGUCUAAAAUUAGAAAUCCGAUUUUUCAAACAUCAAAUUCUUUCAAGACCAAAUCAUCCAAAACUGUGCAGUCCAUGGUUGUUAUAUAGCUCUGUGGACUGUAUGUCAACAACUAUCUCAUAAGAUAUAAAUUUCAGAAGAAACAUCUGUGACAGCUGAUAAAUCACUUAUGAAAAGUAAUUGAAGACUCAACUAUGAAUAAGUAAUUUAUGAGCAUCAGUGUUUUCCCCUAUGAAUUUAUGUCCAGAAUUUAAAAUAAUGAACACAUGAAUCUAGAUGUUUUCUUGUCAUUUCCAAACUGGACAUGUCUGGUUUACUUUCAUGAAAGCAGGCAAUAGUCCAAUCAUUGACCCAUUAAACCAUGUCUUAUAAAUAGGCUGCAACCAGACACAAUUUGACACGACAAAAGACAAUAGAACCCAUGAAUUAAACAUUUUAUCCACACUGGACAUGGCAUGAUGCGAUAACUACUUUGUUACUAAGGGGUUUGUCAUGAUGCAUCGCUCGUAUCUGGUGUAGACAGGUUGUAAAUAGGUGCUGGUCAGGUGUGUCCAGUAGAAAUUCAGGAAUUCCUUAUAUCUCCUAAACUUUCCCAAAUGCUUGCACUAUGAGUGUCUAAAGUACAAGGAAACAUUUCAUUCUUUUCCAGAACAUUCCGCUUAAACAACCUACAAGAUAGCAGUGGCUGAUACUUACCACUACUGAUAUAUUUCCAAGGGUCUCUGCAAAAUGUCUUCAAGAAACUAAUGACUAUACACAGCUGUUCCCUUGCAAUGUUCCUCUCCAAACGGUUUCCCAUAAGAUUUCUGGAACAAGACAUAGGUCCCUGUGUAUUGCAUGUGUUUGGGAAAACACAAUGUUACAGUACUUGUUUACGAUAAUUUGAUUAUCGUCUGCCGUGAUAAAAUGCAAUUUUGAAGAGCAUUACAUAUAAGCCAUACAUGCUGUUGAGAAACAUUUAUUUAUUAAAUAACGAUGUCCAUUUAUUUCAAGCUAGAUAAAGAAUUUCCGAUGUUUUCUGUUAAACUGAUUGAAUGUAUUCAGAUCCAGAAAAAGUCAUUAAAAGUCAAAGCAUCCAUAAGUAAAGAUUAAGCACUUUGGGUGUAUAUAAAGAGGAAGGUCUUCAUUACAAAGUAAAAAACUUGCUGUCAUUCCAUUAAGUGAAGAAGAUAUUUUUGGCUAAAAUAUAGAAGAAUAAUGUAUACAAUUGUUUACUAUAAUAAAGUCAUUUUAAGAGUUUCUAUUAA
Triplophysa dalaica is the source of this 5191-nucleotide messenger RNA. RefSeq names its product carnitine palmitoyltransferase 1Aa (liver) (gene cpt1aa). The record is from RefSeq and is a predicted model, not a curated record. The transcript has 19 exons. Gene Ontology annotation, molecular function: carnitine O-palmitoyltransferase activity. Gene Ontology annotation, biological process: fatty acid metabolic process; carnitine metabolic process. Lineage: Eukaryota; Metazoa; Chordata; Actinopteri; Cypriniformes; Nemacheilidae. Gene Ontology annotation, cellular component: mitochondrion. The coding region runs from base 363 to 2684 and encodes 773 amino acids.